UCAGUUAGAUAACAGCGGCUGACUUGCGACCAUUGGGAGAUAUUUCAUACAUUUAUAUUUAUACUAUAAAAUACAGAUUUUUCUAUUUUCAUAUAUAACGGACGCUAACCGACAAUCGUCAUGUACUUUUAAUAAUGCAUAAAGAACAAUACUGAAAUCUUGAUCUAAUGUAAUUAAAACGAUAAAGUAGAAGUAAUAACUGUAAAAAUAAUAAUUAACAGUAGGCACAGCUUAGAGCAUCUCGUAUGUUGUCUGUGCCGCUGCAUGUUGUUACACGUAUUAUACUAGUAAUGUAAUAAGUAUGUACGAUGCAGAAAUCGAAAAGCAAUACAUUUAAGAAAUAUAAGACGAACGAUCGUUUAUAAUGCUAAUUUGUUUCGCAAACAUUGACAGUGUACUGAUCAUCUCAGGAAGAACGAUGGAAUGGCAAAAUGAAAAGGAAAAGUGUGGACGAAUAUUUUUUCCCAACGUUUGAAUCAACAGCUGAGCUGGAAUUGAGAGACAUUGAAACAGAGCGAAGAGGGGCUGACCGCCACGCAGCUGUCUCUGCCUCACGCUGCAGCUGCCUUGUCCAGCCGGUGUUGCUUUUUGUCCAGCUGUGCUCCCUUCUAUCUCUUCUGUCCAUCUGGACGUCACCCGACUUUCUCUUAUCUCGCCCCAACACGACGAGCUGGAGCCUGCCGCCUCGCAAUGGAGCCUCCGCCCGCUCUCACCAUGGCUCUUCUGGGAGAUAGCUGUGAGGAAGAGGGGCUGCAUCCCCCGGGCCCCCCAAAUGUGGCACUGCCCACUGCAGACAGCCGCCCAGGGGCCCACCCUUCCAAAUGCCUGGGCAGUGCCAGCGCGGAGAGGCUCAACGGGACCCCCGUCCUGACCAGCCCUGGGCCGCUCUCCCUGCCUCUCCCACUCCCCAAUGCUCUGUGUCCCUCCAGUUCACCAGUGGGCAGCCAGCCCAGCCUGGGUGAGGGUCUGCCUACACCGGGGGGGCUCCUCCCCUCCCCACACUCCCCCUGCUCCGAGCGCGAGCGUGACCGGGGUUCACGACACCGACAGGCCAGCCCCCUGGUGCAUCGGCGGGACAGCAACCCCUUCACUGAGAUCGCCAUGAGCUCCUGCAAGUACAGUGGGGGUGUGAUGAAGCCCUUGAGCCGACUCAGUGCCUCCCGCAGGAAUCUCAUUGAGUCUGAGGGCGGAGUAGAGGCCAGAGAGGGAGGCGUGGCCACACGGGACCGGGGAACUGUGCUCCAAUCACAGAGCCAGCAGCACAACCCCCCAGAGAUUGUCAUCUCCUCUAAAUUGGACUCAUCUCACUGUACCAUUGCCUCCAACCACACUUUGUCUCACAGCCAGGGGGCACUCAGGAGCACAGGUGGUGUGGCCAGUCAGGGUAGCAGCGUGGGGGGUGGGGGAAGUAAACGCAGCAGUAGUGCCCGCAAGGUACAAAAAAGAAAGCACCAGAACAUAGGGUACAAGUUGGGCCACCGGAGGGCGCUGUUUGAGAAGAGGAAGCGUCUCAGUGACUAUGCACUUAUCUUUGGGAUGUUUGGCAUCGUGGUCAUGGUCAUCGAGACGGAGCUUUCAUGGGGAGUCUACAGCAAGAGUUCCAUGUUCUCCCUGGCCCUGAAGUGUCUUAUCAGCUUGUCUACAGUGGUCUUACUGGGACUCAUCAUCGCCUACCAUGCCCGCGAAGUGCAGCUGUUCCUCAUUGACAACGGAGCGGACGACUGGCGGAUCGCCAUGACAACAGAGCGGGUGCUGCUGAUCGCCCUGGAGCUGCUGGUGUCGGCGGUGCACCCUGUGCCGGGUGACUUCACCUUCCACUGGCAGGCGCGACUGGCCUUCUCGUACACGCCGUCUCUGGCCAAGGCCGACGUGGACAUGGUUCUGUCGGUGCCCAUGUUCCUGCGGCUCUACCUCAUCGCCCGUGUCAUGCUGCUGCACAGCAAGCUCUUCACCGAUGCCUCAUCUCGCAGUAUUGGGGCUCUCAACAAGGUGCACUUUAACACGCGCUUUGUGAUGAAGACCCUAAUGACCAUCUGUCCCGGCACCGUUCUGCUGGUCUUCAGCAUCUCCUUGUGGAUUAUUGCAGCCUGGACGGUGCGCGUCUGUGAAAGGUACCAUGAUGCCCAGGAUGUGACCAGCAACUUCCUGGGAGCCAUGUGGCUCAUCUCCAUUACCUUCCUGUCCAUUGGGUAUGGUGACAUGGUGCCGCACACCUACUGUGGGAAAGGCGUCUGCCUGCUGACUGGCAUCAUGGGCGCAGGGUGCACAGCACUGGUGGUUGCUGUGGUGGCCCGAAAGCUGGAGCUGACCAAGGCCGAGAAGCAUGUACAUAACUUCAUGAUGGACACCCAGCUCACCAAACGGAUCAAGAACGCAGCAGCCAAUGUGCUCCGGGAGACCUGGCUGAUCCACAAACACACACGGCUGGUGAAGAAGAUCGACCACGCCAGGGUCCGAAAGCACCAGCGCAAGUUUCUGCAGGCCAUUCACCAGCUACGCAGUGUGAAGAUGGAGCAGAGGAAGCUCACGGACCAGGCCAACACGUUGGUGGACCUCUCUAAAAUGCAGAGCGUGAUGUACGAGCUCAUGUCGGAGCUGAGUGAGCGCAGUGAGGACCUGGAGAGACAGAUGCUGGGUCUGGAGCGGCGUGUGGAGCAGCUGACGGCGGGUUUCAGUGCUCUGCCCGCCCACCUGUCAGCCACGCUCUCGGCCCAGCACAGUGCACUACUGCAGCGGCUGCAGGAAAGGACCGGAGUUGGGCCCCAUAGCCAGAGCAGCCCCAACACCAGCUCCUCCGACUGCUGACAGGCUCUGAAGGACUGUGGGCAGGCCCCACAGCCUGGGAAAGCCCACGACCAACUCCUCCGACUGUUGACAGGCUCUGAAGUACUGUGGGCCGGCCCCACAGCCUGGGAAAGCCCACCGUCAACUUCUCCGGCUGCUGAAGGCAAAAGGCUCAGAGAAGAGCGGUUUAUUGUGUGAUAAGUGUUCCUCCAGCUCCUGGUAACCAGGCUGAGAGAAUCUUUUGGGCCGGCCCCACAGCUUGGGAGGCCCCAACAUGAGGCCCUGCAGUUUUCAGAGGGCAAGAGACUGUAGACUUGACUUGAGGGCAGGCAGGAUCCACACAAGAUCAGAGUUGCUGGCACGUGGAAUGAAAGGAGACCACAGUCCCAGAAUUGACCCUGUCAUAUAUGGCCAAAAGGGUGGAGCUAAGGGGAAGGCAUGGUAACGCCCCCAAGAAAAGACUGGGGCAGGGGCUGAGAAGAAUGUCAGCCCCAAUACCAGCAGUGACUGAGAGCGAGCUGGGGCUGGGGUUAGGGAGGCACGCUUACAGGGGUUUUUUGGAGCAGUAUUGGGAAAAUCUCGGAAAACACCCAUUUAUUGAAGAAAUAUUUUACUACUUUUCUUUUUUCAGCCUGGCAACACUGUAGUUAUUAGACAGUGGAAAAAAAAAUCCUGUUUUUGAUUCAAAUUUUCAAAGCUUUUCUCUUCCCACACUGUGAUAUUUCACCCAUGAAUAGCUUUCACUGAUCACGUGGAGAGUCCAGGAUAACCAGCAGCUUAUUGACAGUAGGUUCAGUCCAAAGAGCAUCCAGGCUCUUCUCUGCAUAUUCUCCAUAUUCUCCAUAUUUCCAAUUUCUGUUGGCAGCAGCAAGUUGUACAUGCACAUACAUAUUCACAUCCAUAUCCUACUCAUAUACUCCUACCUUAUUUUGAUAUGUUUUUAUGUCAUCAUCUAGUGUUGCACAGAUUUUGUGGUUAGCCUGCUAUAAAGAGAACUGAUAUAAUCUCUAAAAAUAAACAUUUUAGCUUCAUGGUAUUUUAGAUGUUUUAAAUUAACUAUAUUAGCUGUUUCCCUCAAGUAAAAAAAGCCCUGUGAGAGGAAACUAUAUUAUCAUAUUUAGGUACUUUAAGGGAUUAAAUGUGUUUGGUAUAUGGGCAGUUUGACAGUGAAUGGACAUUAGACUGUUGUCCAAAAAAAUGGGUUUUAGCACCUAAAGAAGGAAAUUAAUUUUAGGGUUCUGUGACAGGAAAUGGAUAUUAGAACCCACAAAAGGAAAAGAAUUUUACAGUUCAGUCCUGGAAAUGUAUUAGGCUACAAGAGACUCAAACAACAACAAUGUGUAUACUGUAGGUUGCUGCUAAUAUGGCAGUAACAAGCAAUCAGAUGACUAAGGGGAUGCCCAGCACAGUCUGGAGAGCAAAGGCAGCUCAGUUUCCAAAAAGGGGUGUGUACCUUAAGGAUGAGCUGCUGAGGGAUGCAUAAAGAGGAACAGAAAGCAGGCGGGAUAAGAAGACGGCUUUAGCAAGGUGGGAAGAGAGUAAUAAGGCUGCAGGCGAUGUUGAGAGGGAAGCCCAUGCAGUUUAAGGCAGAGAGCAAUCCAGGCCAUUAAAGUGUGACCGGCUGAUAAGCUGGCGGCCUCAGUCUGAAGCCAAAGAGAGCGUAACGCUUCAGUACCUCCAUGGCCCACCGGACGUGGUACCACUGUUCUGCACACCGGCCAGGUUCUAGAUGCCCCUACUGGAGGGAGUGAGGCACUGGGGCAUCCCCGGUGGAAUGUUUGCAGCCAAACUAAGACGGAAAAAUCAAGGGACAAAAUAUGGUAAAUGAGAAAAAAACAGCUUAAAUUCUACUGCUUUCAAUCAGGUAUGAAUGAUACUUAUAUGUGUUUUACAGUGGCUGUUUGUCUGAUAGUAAACAACCCUUUAACACGAUUGUACAAACUAGACUAUGCUGCAGUUCUGUGGUGGGAAUACAUAUACAGUGAGGUCUUAAACUGUAACGGCAGAUAUUACAGUUUGUUUCACAGUUUAUUCUCUAAUGAGAUCCAAGUGUAUGUGUACUUCCCACUGCAUGACCUUCCUGUCUUCUCCCGAAAUGCCAGUACAAACACAAAGCAGGGGUAAUGCACCAUAACUCAGUCCCUGACGAAAAGAAAAUCACACACAUUCCUCAGUGGCCUCGUUUCUCACCAAUACAUCAACUGACUGUUCAAAUUGCUACUUAGAAAUCAUAAAAAGAGGUGUAACUUUAUUCCUGUAGUAGAACUGCCUUUGUUGACAGAUUGUUGACAAAUUAUAUAUUAGAAGGACAGAGAAUUCCUUAAAAAAAGACGCAGUCUUCUUAAAAAGAUGCAAAUGCACUCACAAAGAUUAUGAUUAUGACCAGUAGUUCCGAUUACCAUUAGUAUGCCACAAUAUUUCUAUUUGUAAUUAUGAAUGUAUGGAUAUAUUGAAAUAUAUAUUAAUAAUAAUAUAAUAAAACUAAAUUAUUAUUAUAGGGCAGGUAAAGUUGAAUGUUGAAUUUAUUUUUCAAUUGUAUUUUAGCAAAAAUUAAUAAAGUAUAUGGUGUUUAACA
This is a messenger RNA of Brienomyrus brachyistius, 5359 nucleotides long. RefSeq names its product small conductance calcium-activated potassium channel protein 3-like. The coding region runs from base 691 to 2805 and encodes 704 amino acids. Gene Ontology annotation, biological process: potassium ion transmembrane transport. Gene Ontology annotation, cellular component: neuron projection; neuronal cell body; plasma membrane. Lineage: Eukaryota; Metazoa; Chordata; Actinopteri; Osteoglossiformes; Mormyridae. The transcript has 10 exons. Gene Ontology annotation, molecular function: calmodulin binding; small conductance calcium-activated potassium channel activity. The record is from RefSeq and is a predicted model, not a curated record.